AACACGCCGCGCUUAAUUUUAUUUGCAACAAAAACUUGUGCUCAGAAGCGAUACGAUCAAAUCAUUGCUUUAUAAUCAUGUUAAAAGAUUCUUGUAGUUUUUAGAUAUUUUGAUUGAUGCCGUGAACGAGUGUAAUAUUCCAGAAGGGCACAAACAUAAUUUUUUAUUGCCAAACACAAUGCGGAUUUGCGUGACAUGAAAUAAUCGAGAAAAGCAGGUUGUUCCAAAUGUUGUUUGGUCAAAUUGGAGUCUAGUGCGCACGGCUGAAUAGAGUCAGUUCUCAGUGAAUAGCGUGAACCUUUGAGUAAUUGGAGGUCAAUACUGGCCAUUACAGACGUAAUAAAGAUACGAUACAGUUCCGAGAGUACGAGUGGGAAAGUGAGUGGAAGGCCCUUAGUAUACCGCAAAGUGCGUGGAGCAGCUGGCUGUGCGUGCCGUCUGCGAGCCAUUUAAAUUUCACUCGCUACGCAGUUUCGAGCAAUCACGUAACCUGCCGUCGAAAAAUUGGCCGUCAACGUUUCCAUCCAGGCAUUUGUUUAUACGUAUCUCGAGAAGUGUUUCACGGAGUUCCAGAUUGCUUCAUAUGUGUGGUUGAAAUAAAGCAUUGGUAAUGAACAGUGAAUACGCACAAACAAAAGAUCUGCCAACAACGCGUACGGGCGCCACCCGACGGACGGCUUGAGAAUUCAGAUUGUUGUCCGCAAAAUUCAGCGUUGUUUCUCCCUUGUGGAGGCCCGACCUGUGGAGAAGAAGUGCUGCUGAGGUAACGACCGAGCGGCGCUCACUUGAUCAACAGCUGUCCGUGGUUUUGCCGUGAUAAGUGAACUACGCAAAAAUGACAUCGCUCGAAACGGGUGUGCAGUACAACCUGUCCUCGGAAGGCCAUUUCAACAGCAACAAAACCCUCAUUUUCGUCAAGUUGACCGACUCCGCGGCGCGCAGCAUCGACGAGCAUUUGAAAAACAGAAAUAGAAUCACGCAAAAGCCUACCAUCCAGUUUAACGCGAACGGAGGCUGUCUGUUCUUCCCGUCCAUCAAGUCGGAGCAUAAUGGCAAUUACACCUUCACUCUGUCCAACGAUCAGGACAUCGAGGGCACCCAAGGAGGAUUCGAGUGCAUUCAAAAAACCGGCCCCAAGACGAUGGACAGCCUCGGCUCUCUGGCCUGCAAGAUGCGAGUCAACGCCAACGACGAUAUAUUCGAGACGACGAGGCACCGCAUGCAUGCCGUCGAAGUGAACAACAAAAACAAAUGCACACGAGUGCUCAAGUCCAACGAGACUGUCGGCAAAAAAGUCAAAGUCAAGGGUACGGUGAGGAAAAUCGUGCCCUCGAGCACGACCAACAAUACGACGUCGCCGAAACAUCGAGUCGUCCCGAACCCAGUCGCUAUCGCACCAAUACCUCAGCCUAAGCAGCCCGCGAGCAGGCCGGUGUCUGCCAGCUCGACCGCUCGCCCGCAGCAAGGAGAUGCUCCGAGAAAGAAUCCGGAAAUCAUGCGCAGGUCGCUGAAAGAAAGGCUCAUUCACAUUCUGGCUUUGCGCCCCUACAAAAGGCCCGAGCUUUUCGAUCGCAUACAUCAGGAAGGUUUGAAGGAGCAGGAUAAGAAGCUCGUGAGCAGCGUGCUCAAGCAAGUCGCGCGCAUGCGUAGCAACGCAUAUCACUUGAACUCGGGAGCUUGGAAUGAGAUUCAGGAUGACUGGCCCUUUUACAGCGAUGAGGAGAGAGCUAUCAUGAAGAGACGGAAACCGCAGAAUCUGACUCCACCUGGUUCGAGCGACGGAAGCUCUAGUGGCAGUGGACUGUCGCCCAACUCUCUGCGCUCUAAUUCGCCGCACUACGCCAGCCCGUCGGUGACCGCUAAGAGAACCAGCUCCGACCAAGCCACCGACGGCAUUCCGCAGAAACGACAGCGGAUAUCGGAAUAUCGCAAGCCCGAUGCCAAGCCCGAUGCCAAGAUCGAUGUCAAGCCCGAUGUCAAUCCCGUAGCCAAUCCCGUAGCCAAUUCCGUAACCAAUAAUCAGGAAAAUUCUCAAUACAAUUUGCCAGAUCCGACCAACUCUGUGCCAAACAAAUCCCGUGGAUCGCAACAAGAGAACCAGACUCACAGCAGACAUUCUCCCGUGGCUUAUCCAGAAAACACCGUCAAAGAUAUCGUGAAUGCGGCCGAUUUAGCAAAUUCUGUACAAGACGACCAGCAGGAGAAUCAAGCUAACGACAUGGAUUCCAACGCCGAUUCAGAACAAGAAGGUGCCGCGGACAGUAACCACAAUGUAUUCGGCGACUACUUAAAUACAUACACGCCAAUUCUUAACUUGGAGCAAAAGGCGAAAUAUAAAGCAGAUUUUUUUGCCUACUACAAGGACUAUACUCAACUACAUCUUCAGGUGUGCGAAAUUUCCAAGUAUUUCAUUCAUUUGGAGGCAGAACUGAAGAAAACACUCGAGGCUGGUGACGCGUACGAGUAUGAACAAACUAAAUUAGAAAUAUUUAGUGAGUACGCCAGAACGAGAAACGUCAAAGCUCGUUUUGAUUACCUGCACGAUAAACUAGGUCAUAUUAAACAACUCGUAAUGGAUUAUGACGCAAAGAUGAUGAAUCAUUAUGAUAGUAACAAUACGUACUAACUUUCGUGUGCGUUUGUUUGAAAAGAAAACUGUACAUAAUACAUUUUAUUUUUACAUUUUUAUUAUUCUCGCAAAUCAAAUAAAAUGACUUGUGUACGAUACAGAUUAAAAAUCUAUUUUUAAAUUUAACGUAAAAAUCAUUUCUUUAGAUUAAGACAAUAAAAUCUGACUUAAAUUUCAAAAUUCGCCGAAACCUUAUAUUGUACAGCUCGUUGAUAGAAGGAAAAGAUCAUGUAAAAUUGACGCUUUGAUUUCUUUUUAUAUAAAAAGGAACACCUGUUGUCGGAUUAUCAAUUCGAAACAAAAUGUUGUGUAUAUCAUGUAAGAAGCAGAUAUAUUUGUAAUGAAAAUAGUUUUAUUUACAAUAAACUGUUAUGAAUAUUGC
Molecule: messenger RNA, 3011 nt
Organism: Phymastichus coffea
Lineage: Eukaryota; Metazoa; Arthropoda; Insecta; Hymenoptera; Eulophidae
Gene: Su(Tpl)
Product: RNA polymerase II elongation factor Ell
Exons: 4
Coding region: 836-2626 (596 amino acids)
Biological process (GO): positive regulation of transcription elongation by RNA polymerase II; snRNA transcription by RNA polymerase II; transcription elongation by RNA polymerase II
Cellular component (GO): transcription elongation factor complex
Molecular function (GO): cis-regulatory region sequence-specific DNA binding
Source: RefSeq, a predicted model, not a curated record